Messenger RNA from Cuscuta europaea, 2060 nucleotides. Lineage: Eukaryota; Viridiplantae; Streptophyta; Magnoliopsida; Solanales; Convolvulaceae. The record is from the annotation of a GenBank genome assembly.
UAGGCAGGCAGGCAGGGCUGCCUGCAUUAUUUUCUUCUCCCCUACUUUCUCGAGUACAAAUUAAUGUGGCGAAACAGCAAUAUCAAUUUCCUUUACUCGCGGAAAACAACUGGCAGAUGAGCGCCGCAUUGUUCAAUAUCUCAUAUUUUCUGGCUAUACAUUAAUGUGGUCAAGCAGCAAUCGCAAUUUCGUAAUUCCUAUACCAAGAAAAAACAAACCGCAAAUAAUACACGACCCGAACCCAGAUUGUAUUUUCCCUACCUAUUCGUAUAAACAGGUCGAGAAAGACGAAAAUGGAAGUCUGAAGGUCUCAACCGGCAUUCUAUUCGCAUCUCUCAAAGUGACUUUCUCAAUCUUUUUUGCUUUUAUAUUUUCUUUUUGUGUUCCCCUCUAGUUAAGUUCCCUACGGCAAUAAUAUACGGAGGAAUAAAGAUAUAUUGGUACAUGUGUGUAAGCGUUUCUAUUUAUGGCGUCAUUGCAUUGUCAUUAUUCUCCUCUUCGCAUUAGCCCGACUUCUAAUACUAGUUCUUGCUCCUCAUCGCCUUAUUGCUCUUCGCGUCCUUCUUCCAAUUCAGGGUUUCGCCCAAAAUUCAUCAGACUUUCCGACAUGAACAAUAUGUGGAAAAGUCUAAGGCUUAAAGCUUUUGCUAUGAAUACAACUCAAGGAUGCAUUGCAUCGCAAAGUAGCACAAAUGAUUUGGAAUACGAGCCUGAACAUCUUCUUGUCCUUGUUCACGGCAUCAUGGGAAGUCCGGGUGACUGGACUUAUGUACAAGCAGAGCUGAAGAGGCAACUCGGAAUAAAUUAUUUAAUAUAUGCAAGUUCCUGUAACACCUACACAAAAACAUUUACUGGGAUAGAUACGGCUGGAAAACGACUAGCAGAAGAAAUCAUGCUAGUUGUGAAAGAGAGGAGGAGUGUGAAAAAGAUAUCAUUUCUAGCCCAUUCUCUUGGAGGACUGAUUGCAAGAUAUGCCAUUGGUGCUCUUUACACUCCUCGGGUCAUAUCCAGUGACGUGUCUGAUGUAAAUAAAGAGCCAUUGUACUCUCCAAAUAAAGGAUUGAUUGCUGAGUUGGAACCUUUAAGUUUUAUUACGUUAGCAACCCCACAUCUUGGUGUGAGAGGCAAGAAUCAGCUCCCAUUUCUCUUUGGUCUCUCCAUAUUGGAAAAACUUGCUGCACCAAUAGCUCCCAUUUUUGCUGGUCAAACUGGUAGCCAGCUCUUCCUUACUGAUGAAGAACCUGAUAAACCGCCUCUUCUGUUAAGAAUGGCAUCAGAUUGUGAAGAUGGAAAGUUUAUAUCAGCACUUGGAGGGUUCAGAUGCCGCAUUGUUUAUGCUAACAUCUGUUAUGACCAUAUGGUUGGCUGGCGCACUUCCUCCAUAAGAAGGGAGACCGAACUUAUUGAGCCAUCUACACGGUCUCUAGACGGUUACAAACAUGUUGUACAUGUGGUACAUUGUCCUGCUGUUUCAUCUGACGGACCACAUUUCCAUCCAGAAGCAACUAGGGCAAAGGAGGCUGUUCAAAAUGAACCGACCACACAGAACACAUUAGAGUACCAUGAUAUUCUUGAAGAGGAAAUGAUACGCGGCUUGCAACAACUGUGGUGGAGGAAAGUUGAUAUUAACUUCCAAUCUGCGCUUUUCCCCUUCUUUGCUCAUAAUAAUAUCCAUGUGAAGAGUGAGUGGCUUCAUAAUGCUGGAGCUGGAGUAGUUUCUCAUGUCAUAGACAGCAUAAAAGAACAAGAAACUGACGACACAUUUUAUGCUUGUAGCUCUUGUGAUUCAACACAUUAGUUUUAACUCACAUACAUGAUUUCUUUUUCCUGUUAAACCUGUUUUGCUCCUUUACCAAAACAUAAAUAUACAACUCCCAAAGGAACAUGGCAUUGGGCGUGUAAGUAUGCUUGAGCUUCACCUAUGCUGUUCCCACCCCUAAAAUCUAAAUACUGUCUUUUGGCAUUUAUCUAUAUGACUCCAUUACAUCUAAAAUUAGCAUCUUUGAGUCCAGAAACAAUGUAUAAUUGUCUGUACAUUCGCUCAGAUUCAUGCUCUCUUU